This is a messenger RNA of Paramecium pentaurelia, 1274 nucleotides long. NCBI's taxonomy places the organism in Eukaryota, Ciliophora, Oligohymenophorea, Peniculida, Parameciidae. The record is from the annotation of a GenBank genome assembly.
AUGACUGAUUCCUCCUCAGAAUAUGAUAGCAUUAAUGAAGGCUAAUAUGAAGCUAAAAUAGGGGAGAAAUUAAAAAACAAUCAAUAUCAAAUAAUAAAAUGGUUAGGUGAUGGAACAUUUUCAAAAGUGUGGCUAGUGAAAGAUUUAAUUACUUUGUCUCAUUAUGCUCUCAAGAUUUAAAGUUCAUAAUAUUCAGAUGCAGCCAUAGAAGAAAUAGAUAUAUUAAAGUAUUAUAUGAUUAUAAACUAGAAUUUUGAAUGAAAAUGAAAAUUCACCUUAAUGGCUUGAUAUUCAAAAAAAUAAUAUUGGUAAUUAAUAAUAAACACAUUGUGUAAAAAUGGUUGAUUCUUUUGUUCAUAUUGUUAAUGAAACCUUGCAUCAUUGUGUAGUAAUGGAAAUUUUGGGACCUACUUUAUUGGAUCUAAUUAGAUUUUAUGAAAAGAAAGUAUAUGAUGUUAUGAUGAUUAGAAUUCUAGUAUGAGUAUUUAAUUAGGAAAAGAAGUAACUAAAUAAAUAUUGAUUGGAUUGAUUUAUUCACAUGAUGUAUGCUAAAUUAUUCAUACUGACAUAAAACCAGAAAACAUUAUGAUUGAAUUAAAUGAACAAUAAUUAAAGUAGUUAAUUAAUGAUGAUGAGGCUGAUGAUAAGAAAAAAAAGUAAUAAGAGAAAAUAUUUAGAGAGUUAAAUUAAAUAAUAUUAAUAUUGGUGAUAUUUUUAUUUGGAAAGAGAAUGUAUUAAUUAAUGUAAACACUGAACUUAAAUUUAAAUUAGUUGAUUUUGGAAAUGCUUGUCAAACUAAUUAAUAAUUUGAAGAAAUUUAAACUAAGGAAUAUAAAUCUCCUGAAUCUAUUAUAUAAGCUUAAUAUUCAACAAAUACAGAUAUUUGGUCAUUAGCAUGUGUAACAUUUGAAAUAUUGACAAAUGAUUAUUUAUUCAAUCCUGAAGGAGAAGAUGAAGAAGAAGAAAUGGAUGAUCUAUUAGCAAUGAUGAUAGAAUUGAUAGGACCUCCAACAUCAACUUUCUUAAGUAAAGGUAAAAGAAGUUCAUAGUAUUUCGAAAAAAAUGGAGAUUUAAAAAGAAUUAAAGUAUAUUAGUUUAUUUUAAUAAGGAAUUACAAAAAUUCACCCUAAGUAAUACAUUAAUUAAAGAUUAUGAUUUUGAAGAAAAUGAAGCAAAAAAUUUAGAAGAUUUCAUUCUAUAUGCCUUAAAAUGGGAUCCUCUUGAUAGACCUUCCUCAUUAAAUAUGUUCUUGCAUCCUUGGCUUAAAUAAUGAA